Penicillium daleae is the source of this 1614-nucleotide messenger RNA. Its product is annotated as cytochrome P450. NCBI's taxonomy places the organism in Eukaryota, Fungi, Ascomycota, Eurotiomycetes, Eurotiales, Aspergillaceae. Bases 1 to 1614 code for a protein of 537 amino acids. The transcript is spliced from 4 exons. The record is from RefSeq and is a predicted model, not a curated record. Gene Ontology annotation, molecular function: oxidoreductase activity, acting on paired donors, with incorporation or reduction of molecular oxygen; monooxygenase activity; iron ion binding.
AUGCUAGCCAUCACAUCAAUCCUCGGAGCAGCUCUUGCCGUCGUUAUUAUAACACGGAUUCUUUCGAUUGGUCGUCGGCCUAAGAACUAUCCUCCAGGGCCUCCUACCCUUCCCAUCUUAGGGAACAUCCAUCAAAUGCCUUCAAAGGACGUCCACCUACAGUUUGAAAAAUGGGCUCGUGAAUAUGGACCUAUCUACAGUCUCAUGCUUGGUACAAAAUGUCUUAUCGUGCUCUCAAGUGACGAGGCUGUGAAAGAGCUAUUGGACAAAAGAAGCAACAUCUACUCCCACAGACAGGAGAUGUACAUUGGUCAGGCUCUGUGUAGUGGAGACCUCAGAUUGUUGAUGAUGGGCUAUGGGCCGAUAUGGCGUUCCUUCCGCAAGAUGGUACACACCCUGCUCAACGUAACGACUUCAAAGAAAUACGUUACUUAUCAGAUGCUGGAAAACCGCCAAAUGCUCUACGAGUUCCUGACACAGCCACAAGACUUUCUCAAGCAUAUUCGUCGCUAUUCCAAUGCACUUACCACGACCAUGGUGUUUGGAUGGAGAACACCGACUUACGAGGAUGAGAAGAUGAUGCAACUCUUCGACGGCUUCUCUGAAUUUGCCACCAUCAACCAAACAGGCGCGGCUGCUCUCAUCGACUUCUUCCCCUUGUUGCGCCAAUUGCCCGACUUCCUUCUGCCGACCCGGAAGAAGGCCAAAGAGCUUCACAAGCAUGAGAAAGCUCUGUAUCGAGGCCACUGGCUCAAGGCAAAGAAACAAACCGAGGAGAACACCAUUAAUCCCUGUUUCUGUGCAGGAAUGUACGAAGCACAGAAGCGAGAUGGAUUUAGCGAUGACCAGGCGGCCUAUAUCUCCGGAACACUUCUAGAGGCGGGCUCUGAUACAACCUCGAGCACACUUUAUGCGUUCAUGCAAGCUAUGCUGCUAUUCCCCGAUGUCCAGCGGAAAGCACAGGCCGAGAUCGACCGAGUCAUCGGGCCAAACCGUCUCCCUGUCAUGGAAGACUUGGCCGAUUUGCAGUACAUCCGCAGCUGCAUGAAAGAGUCUCUUCGAUGGAUGCCAACUACCAUUCUGGGCGCUGUUCCACAUGCUGUGACACAAGACGAUGAAUACAAGGGCUAUUUCAUCCCUAAGGGUGCAGGUGUUAUGAACAACGUGUGGAGCAUCCACAUGGACCCGAAGCGACACCCAAACCCACGCGUCUUCAACCCCGACCGAUAUGAAAAUGACCGUCAGAGCCUAGGAGAUGCAGCAGCUAAUCCUGAUCCAUCCAAGAGAGACACAUUUACCUUUGGAGCCGGACGUCGUAUCUGCCCUGGCAUUCACGUCGCAGAGCGAAGCUUGUUUCUUGGCAUGUCACGAAUUUUGUGGGCAUUCAGCGUCGAGCCUGCGCUGGAUGAAAAGGGUAACCCAAUUAUCCCUGACCCCGACCGGUUGACACAAGGGUUUGUCUGUAUGCCCGAGGAAUUUCCUGCUCGCAUCACUCCGAGAUCUCAAGAGCAUGCGGAUAUGGUGAAGCGAGAGUGGAAGGAGGCGCAAGAGACCUCUCUUGAUCCCAACACGAAGCAAUGGAUAAACACACCUGUGAAUGCGCCGAAUUUGUAG